Linum tenue is the source of this 742-nucleotide messenger RNA. Lineage: Eukaryota; Viridiplantae; Streptophyta; Magnoliopsida; Malpighiales; Linaceae. The record is from the annotation of a GenBank genome assembly.
GGGAAACUCCUGGCGCUCGCCCCUACCACGGCGAGCGAAACGGCCACCACCUAACCGUUAACUACUUGGCUUUCCAUUACAACCUGCUUCCCACGUCUCUGCAGCACUCGCUCUAUAUAUUCAUCCCAAUACCCUUCCAUCGUCUUCUCCGUCGCUCUCUACUCAUUUCACGCUCUUUCUUCCCCUAAUUCUAAUCUUCUCUCCCUCUCGACAAUGGCGGCUGCUUCUGCUUCAUCAUUCACCUCCCUCAAGUCUCGCCCAGCUCCGGGCUUGGCGACGAUCGCCGCCGUGAAAUCCGGAGCUCCUCUGUCAUUCAGCUUCCGCCGCCCUGUUCCGGCCGUGUCUCGCCUCCGGAUCUCCUGCGCCGCGAAGCCAGAGACGGUGGAGAAGGUUGCCAAGAUCGUUAAGAAGCAGCUGGCACUGCCCGCCGAGACUCCGGUGACCGGCGACUCCAAAUUCGCUGCACUUGGUGCCGAUUCUCUCGACACAGUUGAAAUUGUAAUGGGUCUCGAAGAGGAAUUCCACAUCAGCGUCGAAGAGGACAGCGCACAGUCGAUAGCGACAGUUCAGGACGCGGCUGAUCUCAUCGAGGAACUGGUUCAGAAGAAGUGAGGUUAAAAAGCUGAAGAAAACUUCCAAGCAAUGAAUGAUCGCCCUAUUUCUCUCUAGUGCAGCUUCAUGCUUGUUAUUAUCUCUAUAAAUUAGAAGAAAUGUGCUCUUUGAAAACAAAAAACCCUCUUAA